UAUAUACAAGAAUAUUAUCUCUAUAUGCUAAUAAAGAAUCCAUAGUAAUUUAUAAGAAAGAGAUGGAAAGUAUGAAGUGAUACUUAUCACUAACUUGAAUUCUUUCACGCUUUAGUUCUCUUUCUCCAAACUGGACUCUAUCACAAGUCUCAUGUGCUCAUUCUUUGAGAUACUAGCAUGCUUCCACGCAUCAUAUCCCAACAAGAACAAAGAAUCCUAACAGAUUUCACAUGGAACACCACCUCUCGUGCAACAUGCCAUCAAAGGUUGAAGAAGAAGAAGAAGAAGCAGAAGAAGCAUAUACUCAAAGAGAGAUAGCAUCACCUCCACCACCUUCUUUAUCUUCAUCUUCAUCCUUCUUUCCCAAAUGGCUCAUGGACAUGAAGCACAUCAUCUUCUCAGAGCUCAAAGAGCAGAGAGGGAUUGCAAUUCCUUUGGUCGCAAUGAAUCUCACUUGGUUUCUCAAGACAGCCAUCACCACUGCUUACUUAGGCCGACUUGGAGAGCUUCACAUGGCCGGAGGAACUCUCGGCUUCACCUUCGCCAAUGUCACCGGCUUUUCGGUCUUAGCCGGCCUCUCCUACGCCAUGGAGCCCAUAUGUGGCCAAGCUUAUGGUGCUAGAAACUAUAAGCUUCUUCAUAAGACUCUCCUAAUGACUAUCCUGGUGCUUUUGAUUGUUUGUAUUCCCAUCUCCUUCCUGUGGCUCAGCUUGGACAAGAUACUCAUCCUCUUUGGCCAACAGGAAGACAUCACUAAACUUGCAAAGAAGUAUAUUAUUUACCUUCUUCCUGACUUGGUUGUGACUUCUUUUCUAUAUCCACUGAAAGCCUAUCUCAGCUCACAAGGUAUAACCUUACCAACACUCUUCAGCUCUGCAGUAGGUCUAGCCAUACAUAUUCCACUCAACAUCUUACUUUCAAAGGCCAUGGGGAUGACUGGUGUGGCCAUGGCCGUCUGGCUCACUGAUCUAGUUGUCACCAUUUUGCUAGCAUUAUACUUGUUCAUAAAAGAAGGGAACAAAGGUGGUGGGUGGCUGGAGCAAAGUGUGAGUGAGUGGGUUAGGUUGCUAAAGCUCUCAGCACCAUGUUGCUUGACCACUUGCCUUGAAUGGUGGUGCUAUGAGAUUCUUGUUCUUCUGGCUGGGAGACUACCAAAUGCCCAAAGAGCAGUAGUGGUGCUUGCUGUAAUGCUUAACUUUGACUAUCUGAUCUUCUCUGUAAUGCUAUCAUUAGCCACAUGUGCAUCCACACGUGUGUCUAAUGAGCUUGGUGCUGGCCGGGCCAUGCUUGCUCGGAGCUCAGCCUAUGUUUCUCUAGGUGUUGCAGUGAUUUCUGGGUUCUUUGGAGGAUCAGUGAUGUUUGCUGCGAGAGGAGAGUGGAGUUCGUUGUUCAGCCAUGAUAAGCUGGUUACUAAUUUAGUGAAGAGGAUCAUGAUGCUUAUGGCUAUUGUUGAGCUGGUGAACUUCCCUUUGGCUGUGUGUGGAGGGAUAGCAAGGGGAACAGCAAGGCCAUGGAUGGGAAUGUAUGCUAGUCUUGGAGGGUUUUACCUUGUGGCUUUGCCACUCUCAGUGACCUUCUCUUUUAGGCUUGGAAUGGGGCUUUCAGGUCUUUUAUUUGGGCUUCUUGUUGGUGCUUUCAUUAGCUUCAUUUUGUUGCUUGUUUUUGUGCUUCUUAUUGAUUGGGUUGCUGAAGCUGACAAGGCUCACAAGUUGGCUUCUAUAGUGACUGAAGUUCAACAUGAAGGUACACAGAGAGAAGAUGAAAUUCUCUGUUAAUUUAUAUUUAUAUAAGUAUAUAUAUAUAUAUAUAUAUGUAUGUGUGUAUUUUUUUCCUUUCUUCUUGUAUGGUUGUCAUAAGACUCAUAACAAUGAUUACAUGUUGGUUGUGGGAUGCUAUAACCUACAGAUAAUUUAAAAAAUUAAUCAGUACACUAGCUAGCUACAAUUCCUUAUGAAUGGAAUUUUAUUUUAAUAGUA
This is a messenger RNA of Dioscorea cayenensis subsp. rotundata (Guinea yam), 1976 nucleotides long. Its product is annotated as protein DETOXIFICATION 56-like. NCBI's taxonomy places the organism in Eukaryota, Viridiplantae, Streptophyta, Magnoliopsida, Dioscoreales, Dioscoreaceae. Gene Ontology annotation, molecular function: antiporter activity; xenobiotic transmembrane transporter activity. Gene Ontology annotation, biological process: xenobiotic detoxification by transmembrane export across the plasma membrane. Gene Ontology annotation, cellular component: membrane. The record is from RefSeq and is a predicted model, not a curated record.